UCAUACUCUUCUGUGUUCACACAAUUGAAUAUUUUCCUCUUUCAUACUUCAAAUACUUUCACACCUGAAAAACAAAAAAGAAAAUCUCCAUUUUUAAUGGAUUUAAUCUCUCCUUUCUCAUUUCCUACACAACAAGAAGAUUUUAAUUUUCCUCCUAAUUCCAAUUUCUUCACCUUCUUUCAAGAACUUGACUUUCCAACUUCUUCUAAUCCAUCCCUACCCAAAAAGCAAAAAAUUCAAGAUUUUGAUCACAACCCAGUUGAGAAUAUUCUAAACAAAUUUCUGGGGUUAGAAAAAAAUCAAGAAAAAACUGACACACAAGUACUAAAUUUGUGUUGUGAGCCUAUAGAAUUCGGGAAAAAUUCCCCCGUUUUGAUGAAUGAUACAGUGGCUAUGGCUAGUAAAAAACGUAGUCGUGAAAAGUCAGGUGAGUUGAUUUCAAUUCCACAAGAUUCUCAACCUUUACAACAAAGAAGAUUAUGGGUUAAAAACAGGUCAAAUGCAUGGUGGGAACAAUGCAACAGUCCAGAUUUUCCAGAAGAGGAAUUCAAGAAAGCUUUUAGAAUGAGCAAAGCUACAUUUGAUAUAAUAUGUUGUGAGUUGGAAUCAGUAGUUACAAAAAAAGAUACAAUGCUACGUCUGGCGAUACCUGUUCGCCAGCGCGUAGCAGUUUGUAUUUGGAGAUUGGCCACGGGUGCACCACUUCGCGAAGUUUCUAAGCGAUUUGGGCUUGGUAUAUCCACGUGUCAUAAGCUCGUGCUAGAGGUUUGCACCGCGAUAAAAGGCGUAUUAAUGGCGAAAUUCGUACAAUGGCCUAACGACGAAAAGAUGACAGAACUAAAACAAGAAUUCGAGUCCAUUUCAGGUAUACAAAACGUAGGUGGAUCAAUGUGCACAACACACGUCCCGAUUAUAGCACCAAAAGACAGUGUCACAGCUUAUUUUAACAAAAGACAUACUGAGAGAAAUCAAAAAACUUGUUAUUCAGUAACCAUACAAGGAGUUGUUGAUCCAAAAGGAAUUUUCACGGAUGUUUGUAUUGGCUGGCCUGGUUCAAUGACAGAUGAUCAAGUCCUGGAAAAAUCAGCUCUUUUUGAAAGAGCAAACAGAGGACUUUUAAACGAUCUUUGGGUUAUUGGUAGUUCAGGAUUUCCGUUAUUAGAUUGGAUAUUGGUCCCGUUUUCACACCAGAAUUUAACAUGGACGCAACACGCGUUUAAUGAGAAAGUUGAAGAGAUUCAAAGAGUAGCGAAAGAUGCGUUUAUGAGAUUGAAAGGUAGAUGGAGUUGUUUACAGAAGAGAACAGAAGUGAAACUUCAAGAUUUGCCUGUUGUGCUUGGAGCUUGUUGUGUUUUGCAUAAUAUAUGUGAAAUGAGAGGUGAAGAAUUAAGUCCAGAAUUAAGGUUUGAUUUGUUUGAUGAUGAAAUUUUACCAGAAAAUAUUGUGAGAUCAAUGAGUGCAUUACAGGCUAGAGAUCAGAUUGCUCACAAGCUUUUGCACCAUAAUUACUCAGGCACCAAUUUUCUUUAAAUGAAACUUUUGUUUACAUUUUUAAUCAACUUUUUGUAUUUCUGAUGCUGAGGUGUAAUUUUUUUUCAUGGCUUAUUGCAAGUCAUGUUAUAGAAUAAUUUUAAUGAA
Nicotiana attenuata is the source of this 1638-nucleotide messenger RNA. Its product is annotated as putative nuclease HARBI1. The record is from RefSeq and is a predicted model, not a curated record. The coding region runs from base 97 to 1530 and encodes 477 amino acids. The transcript has a single exon. Lineage: Eukaryota; Viridiplantae; Streptophyta; Magnoliopsida; Solanales; Solanaceae.